AUGGUGAUCACGCCCACGUUGUGUACUGCCUUUACCUUCACCCAAAUGAACACGUCUGUUACUGCGAGGGCUCUGUGGAGCUUCGUGCCGCUCAACACUCGGGGGGGUUGCCACGGUCGGAACUGGCUUGAUGGCAACUGGUUUUUCAUUUUAUGUAACGCCGUGGAAGGAGGCAGUGGUGUCUCCCCUCUGAUCACAGAACCAAGUUCUAAAAUCCAAGAAGUGACACUGAAGGUCCACAUCAGUGACGCCAGCACCCAUCAGCCGGUGACGGACGCUCUCAUUGAGAUUUUCACCAACCAGGUCUCCAUUGCCUCUGGCACCUCAGGGACAGAUGGUGUGGCCUUCAUCAAGUUCCCGUAUAAGCUGGGCACUCAGCUGAUCGUCACCGCCACGAAGCAUGCCUACGUGCCAAAUUCCGCCCCGUGGAAGCCCAUCCGGUUACCUGUGUUUUCUUCUCUGAGCCUUGGCCUGCUUCCAGAAAGAUCUGCUACUCUAAUGGUCUAUGAAGAUGUUGUCCAAAUAGUAUCAGGAUUCCAAGGUGCCCGGCCCCAGCCUCGCGUUCACUUCCAGAGGAGAGCCCUGCGGCUGCCGGAGAACACCAGCUACAGCGACCUGACUGCCUUCCUCACUGCGGCCAGCCUCCCCUCGGAAGUGGACAGUUUUCCUUACUUGCGAGGAUUAGAUGGAAAUGGAACAGGAAACAGCACGAGGUAUGACCUGACCCCAGUCACGGCCGUCAGUGUCCACCUGCUCAGCAGUGACGGGACGCCAGUGCUGGUGGAUGGGCCCAUCUAUGUCACCGUGCCGCUGCCCGCGCACAGCACUCUGAGACACAAUGCCUACGUCGCAGCGUGGCGGUUUGACCAGAAACUGGGAACGUGGCUGAAGAGUGGACUGGGGCUCGUGCAUCAAGAGGGCAGCCAGCAGACGUGGACCUACAUUGCCCCACAGUUGGGGUACUGGGUAGCAGCCAUGUCUCCCCCCAACCCAGGUCCCGCUGUAACACAGGACAUCACCACGUAUCACACGGUGUUUCUUUUGGCCAUUUUAGGGGGAAUGGCUUUCAUACUUUUGGUUUUGCUGUGUCUCCUUUUAUAUUAUUGCAGGAGGAAGUGUCUAAAACCUCGCCAGCACCAUCGAAAACUGCAACUCCCGCCAGCCCUAGAGAGCUCCAAGAGAGACCAGUCGACUUCUAUGUCACACAUAAACUUGCUCUUUUCUCGUCGAGAGUCUGAGUUCCCCGGUACGCUGUCUGUCACCAGCCACGGCCGCUCGGAGGCGCCAGGCUCCAAGGAGCUCAUGAGUGGGGUACAUUUGGAGAUGGCGUCGUCCAAUGGAGAAGUUGAUCUGCACACCCCCAUGCUAAAGCUUUCCUACAGCACCUCACAAGAAUUCAGUUCUCGGGAGGAACUUGUCUCUCAUAAGGAAGAGGAUAAAAGCCAAAUCUCCUUUGAUAACCUGACCCCCAGUGGGACACUGGGGAAAGACUACCGUAAGUCUGUGGAGAUUUUCCCCUUGAAGUCGAGAAAGCCCCUGGAGAGAGAUGGCUAUGAGACCCGUGGCAGUGACGACUGCAGGAGGAGUUACAGCGCCAUGCUCUCACAGCCUCUGUUCGAGAAGCAGGACAGAGAAGGCCAGGCGUCCACCCGCCAUAUCUCCACAGGGAGUAAACUCACCAUUCAGGAACCCAUGUACCCCACGCCUUCAUCUCCUGAAAAAGAGCAACUGCUGGACCGCAGACCUACUGAAUGUAUGAUGUCCCGGUCAGUAGAUCACCUUGAAAGACCGACGUCUUUCCCCCGCCCCGGCCAGUUGAUCUGCUGUAGUUCCGUGGACCAGGUCAACGACAGUGUUUACAGGAAAGUCCUGCCUGCCUUGGUCAUCCCCGCUCACUACAUGAAUUUGCCAGGGGACCAUUCCUAUGUCAGCCAGCCUCUGGUCGUCCCAGCUGACCAGCAGCUGGAUAUCGAAAGACUUCAGGCGGAACUUUCCAAUCCUCAUUCAGGGAUCUUCCCACACCCUUCAUCUCAGAUACAAACCCAGCCUUUAUCCGCCCAGGCCAUCUCCCAGCAGCACUUGCAAGAGGCAGGCGCCAGAGAGUGGAGCCCCCAGAACGCCUCCAUAUCAGAGUCCCUGUCCAUCCCAGCCUCCCUCAACGAGGCAGCGUUGGCUCAGAUGAACAGUGAGGUUCAGCUGCUGACAGAAAAGGCUCUGAUGGAACUCGGCGGGGGGAAGCCACUUCCUCAUCCCCGGGCAUGGUUCGUCUCUCUGGAUGGAAGGUCCAAUGCUCACGUUAGACAUUCGUACAUUGAUCUCCAAAGAGCUGGAAGGAACGGGAGUAACGAUGCCAGUUUGGAUUCUGGCGUAGAUAUGAAUGAACCCAAAUCCGCCCGCAAGGGGAGAGACCCUUUGUCUCUCCAGCAGAGCCACCCCCCUGUCCAGGAGCAGCCGCAGAAGGAAGCGCGUGCCCCCGACAGCACCGCCUACACGCAGCUCGUGUACCUGGACGACCUGGACCAAAGCGGCAGCGAGGCGGGGACAACGGUCUGCACCCCCGACGACAGUGCCCUGCGAUGCUUGCUGGAGGCCUCCAGUCGGAGAAGCGGCCAGUUGCCCAGCCUGCAGGAGGAGACCACCAAACGAACUGCGGAAGUCCCGCUGGAGCCAUUGGGCAGCCCCGACGACAGAAGGUCUGCUCCCGAAGACGAGGAGGAGGACGAUGAGGAUGACGACCAAGGUGAAGGCAAGAAGAGCCCCUGGCAGAAACGCGAAGAAAGACCCCUGAUGGCAUUUAACAUCAAAUGA
Molecule: messenger RNA, 2808 nt
Organism: Echinops telfairi (small Madagascar hedgehog)
Lineage: Eukaryota; Metazoa; Chordata; Mammalia; Afrosoricida; Tenrecidae
Gene: FAM171A1
Product: family with sequence similarity 171 member A1
Exons: 9
Coding region: 1-2808 (935 amino acids)
Biological process (GO): stress fiber assembly; regulation of cell shape
Cellular component (GO): plasma membrane
Source: RefSeq, a predicted model, not a curated record